Molecule: messenger RNA, 2192 nt
Organism: Octopus bimaculoides (California two-spot octopus)
Lineage: Eukaryota; Metazoa; Mollusca; Cephalopoda; Octopoda; Octopodidae
Product: cyclin-dependent kinase-like 4
Biological process (GO): protein phosphorylation
Cellular component (GO): nucleus
Molecular function (GO): ATP binding; protein serine/threonine kinase activity
Source: RefSeq, a predicted model, not a curated record
AUGCUUGCAGCGUUGCCGUGGGUGAUGGCAAGGCUGAUGCGCUGGAACAGCCAAGAGCCCUCACGAGCCUCAUCAGUUACCACCUCUGCAAAGCGAGUUGCCAGUGAAGACAGGAAUCUUGCAAUGCUCCAUCAUGACCACAUUGUGAAUUUAAUUGAAGUUUUCAAAAGACGGAAAAGGUUCUACUUAGUAUUUGAAUUCAUUGAUCACACGAUUUUGAAUGAAAUUGAUAAAUUUCCUCACGGCAUCGAUGAGUCGACAGCUCGUAAAAUUCUAUGGCAAGUUUUAAAAGGAAUUGAAUUUUUUCAUGCACAUAAUAUUAUUCAUCGAGAUCUUAAACCAGAAAACAUUCUCAUCAGCCGAGCCGGCAUUGUAAAGGUUUGUGACUUUGGAUUUGCCAGAACCAUUGUUUCUUCAUCUAAAGCCCCUUAUACAGGAUAUGUUGCAACAAGAUGGUACCGAGCACCAGAACUUUUAGUUGGGGACACAAAAUAUGGAAAAGCUAUUGAUAUAUGGGCUGUCGGUUGUCUUGUUGCCGAGAUCUUAUGUGGAGAUCCUCUCUUCCCUGGAGAUUCAGAUUUAGAUCAGAUUUACCAAAUCAUCAGAUGUUUAGGAGACCUGAUUCCUCAACAUAAGGCUUUAUUUGCCAAGAAUCCAUCAUUUUCUUCUGUAAGAAUCCCACAAGUAAAAGAAAAGAAAUCUAUCCGAAAGCGCUUCUCAAAGUUUUCUUCUGAUGCUGUACUCUUUAUUGAGGAAUGUUUAAACUUGGACCCUAACUACAGACCAACGUGUACACAAUUACUUAAAAAAGGGUUUUUUCAAAAAGACAGUUUUUGUUCAAAAUUCCCUCAAGAAAUUCGAGCGAAAAUACAUCGUGAAAAACAUAGCAAAUAUUUACAGAAAGUUCAUCAUAAGUCAAGCGAUAUUGUGAAAUAUGAAGAGAAAAAGAAUAAACAGAAAGAGAAAGAAGCAGGAAAGGAAAAUAACGGAAGAAUUAACAAGAAACCAACUGAAGUAUCAAAAUGGUUCAGCAUAUUUCCUCAUGUGGAACAAGAAAAAAAGUUGACACAUUUAUGGAAUGAAGACAAUGCCAUCUUUAGACCUGACCACUGCACCAUAUCUGAUGCCAUGCCGCCAAUCAGCCAUAAAUAUAUUUCUAAACAAAACAUACAAACAAUACCAAUGGAAAAUCGCCAAUCAGAUGGUAAAAGUUCUUCCAGCCAAAGCCAGCAACGUUUUCAAUUCCUGCAGCACCAUUUCUCCAGUUUUUAUGCAAGAAGUGGUCAGAGCAAAAUACAAGAUAGACUCAGCCAUUUUGAAAAAAAGAAAAUCAAGCUGAAUGAACCUGAAAAAAGAAACAUAUUAAUUUUACCUAAAAUGGAGAGUUAUGAACAGCCCCACAGAUAAAUGUACCAUCGGAUCAUAUAUGGGACGAAAAGGAAAAAAAAAACUGUUUUAGGUCUUUGAGCUGGUCUUCCAAAGGAUAAAAAGAAAUUUCUAAUUUCGCAUUUACUGAGAAAUUCAUUUUGUUUGUCAAAAUGGUAAAUCAGAACCUUAAUUUUGGUUAAAUUGUUAAAGAUACAGAGUUUAUUUCAUCACCUAUUCAUCUUCAGAAAAGGCAGGAAUGACAGAACAUUCAAGAUUCUGUUGGAGAUUCUUCAACCAAUAUCCCUUUCUUCAUUUCUCUCUAUUGAAAAGGCAAGUCAUCUCUACAGAUUUCACAGAACUAAUCAAGUUUCCAUGAAACAGUUUAAAAUCUGCAACAUAAGGAAACUGUGUUGUUGGCAAGAAUUUGUCCAAAAGGGAGUUUCUUAAUGAUUCAUUGCUCAAAGCAAAUUAACUUGCCAAUUUCCUUUCAUGAGUGUCCAAGAAAGAUCAUUAGAAUCUUUUUUGACACGAGAAUUGCACCUGCGUGAAUCAGUAAGCUUCCAGAAGACUGACCAAAAGGUCAUCAAUUUGUUUUCUGUUGUCAUGUAAUAUGCUUCUGGCAAAGAGAUUCCAGUCUUAAUGGCUUUGGUUCAGUAUAAAUGAUACUGCGGUAAGGUGAAGUGAAUUACUCUAAACAACAAAAGUAUAAUAAAUUUUAUUUGAUUCCUAUACUGAACUGAAAUCCUUGUCAUUAUUAUAAAGGAACUCUGUGUGGAACUAUAUGUACAACACAUACAAGUAAAUGUGUGCUUUUACACAUACAA